Messenger RNA from Miscanthus lutarioriparius, 1899 nucleotides. The record is from the annotation of a GenBank genome assembly. NCBI's taxonomy places the organism in Eukaryota, Viridiplantae, Streptophyta, Magnoliopsida, Poales, Poaceae.
AUGAGACAGCAGACUGGUAAGCGUCCCCGCCAACACAGGGAAUAUGAAAGAGAAGAAAGGAAGGACCAACACAAGAGGCCAUUUCCCCAUGCUCAGGAGAGCUCUAACAAUGAUGGACUGGUUCUUUACCGUAUACUCUGUCCAGACAGUUUGAUUGGUAGUGUCAUAGGAAAGAAUGGCAAUGUGAUAAAUGCUAUCCGGCAACAGACAAGUGCCAAAGUCAAGGUUGUUGACCCGUACCCUGGUGCAGACAAAAGGGUUAUCCUGGUAUAUUGCUACGUCAAGCAUAGAGACCUUGAUGCUGAGGGUCAUGACAAUGAGCCUGUUUGUGCAGCUCAAGAUGCAUUACUUAGGGUGCACAAUGCAAUUGUUGAUGCACUGCAUACAUUACAAAAGAAUCGUAGAGACUCUGAUAAGAGGAAUACAGAGGAAGCUAACAUUCUUGUGCCAGCUAGUCAGGCCUCAAAUGUUAUAGGAAAAUCUGGUGCUGUCAUCAAGCAUCUUCGAUCAACAUCAAGAGCAUUCAUUAAAGUGAGCCCAAAAGAUCCAAGUGACGCUACACAUUCAUGUGCUAUGAGUUUUGAUAAUUUUGUUCAGAUAACUGGUGGUGCUGAAGCUGUUAAAAAAGCACUGUUUGGAGUAUCAACCAUCAUCUACAAGCACCCAUCAAAAGAGAACAUUCCUCUUGAAACUUCCAUUCCUGAACCUACUCCAAGCAUUAUAAUCCCUUCAGAACUUCCUGUCUAUCCAGCUAGUAACUUUUACUCAGCCCCAGAUGCUGCUAUACCUUCUGUACACCCAAGCAUGUCUAUCUUAGGGUCAACACGUCAUGUUCCUGAACUUGCUCUACCUGCCAAUGAUCAUGGUCGACUGCCUAUUUAUCAAUCUAUUCUUCCAGUUAUUCCUACUUAUAGUGCCCCAAAAUGUUCAGGAGAACUUGAGUUUCGUGUUUUAUGCCCUGGUGGCAAAAUUGGCUUGGUUAUUGGCAGAGGUGGGGCUACCAUAAAGAAUAUAAGGCAAGAGAGUGGUGCAAGGAUAGAUGUUGAUGAUGCAAAGAAUGACAAGGAGGAAAGUAUCAUUACCAUUACAUCCACUGAGGCCACCGAUGAUGUUAAGUCUGCCGCUGUGGAAGCUGUUUUGCUGCUUCAAGCCAAGAUCAAUGAUUAUGAGGAUGAUAGAAUGAAUCUUCGCCUUCUUGUCCCAAAUAAGGUUAUAGGCUGUCUUAUUGGCAGGGGUGGUUCAAUAGUCAAUGACAUGAGGAAGAAGACUAAGGCAAACAUCCUCAUUUCUAAGGGCGAUAAGCCCCGGAGAGCAUCUUCCAGUGACGAACUUGUUGAGGUAUCUGGAGAAGCAGACAAGCUGCGUGAUGCUCUUGUUCAGAUAAUUUUAAGACUUAGGGAAGAUGUUCUGAAAGAGAGUGUUGAAAGCCAAAAUUCUGACAGGGAUGGCAAGCUAACCGUUGCCACCUCUGAUUCCUUAUAUGGAAGCAGUCUUUCUUUGCCUGCAUUAUUACCUCGCAACCCACAAAUUGCCCCCUUGAGCUAUGAUAGAAGAGGUGAAUCUGAGAGAGCUCUGGAAGUAUUCCCUCGUACCAGUUCGUAUGGGUAUAGCUCCAUGCAGGUCACUGAUGAUGGCUAUGGACGACUUCCAUCAUAUACAUCAAAGUCAUAUGAAGAACAUGUACCACGUGUGGAAAUGACUGUCCCUGCUAGUAGCCUGUCAAAAGUAAUGGGAAAACGUGGCACAAAUUUGGACAACAUUAGAAAGAUUUCUGGAGCUCACAUUGAAAUUAUUGAAUCAAAAUCCUCUCGUCAUGACCAUAUUGCUUACAUAUCUGGAACCUCUGAACAGAGGCAGUCUGCUGAGAAUUUGAUCAAAGCUUUCAUAAUGUCUACCUAG